Messenger RNA from Ochlerotatus camptorhynchus, 1480 nucleotides. RefSeq names its product peroxiredoxin-6-like. Gene Ontology annotation, cellular component: cytosol; mitochondrion. Gene Ontology annotation, biological process: cellular oxidant detoxification; cell redox homeostasis. The coding region runs from base 97 to 759 and encodes 220 amino acids. Lineage: Eukaryota; Metazoa; Arthropoda; Insecta; Diptera; Culicidae. Gene Ontology annotation, molecular function: peroxiredoxin activity. The record is from RefSeq and is a predicted model, not a curated record. The transcript is spliced from 6 exons.
UUAAAUUAAAGCCACACUCAACCAGUUCCGCUCAGUCGUUCGUUGGCGUUCUGUCUGGAAGUGUUGAACUCAGUGUUGAAUCUUUUACUGCUCAAAAUGCGCAUUGGAGCUACUAUUCCCAAUUUCAAGGCCGAUACGACCAAGGGUCCGAUCGACUUCUACGAGUGGCUCGGUGAUUCGUGGUGUGUCCUGUUUUCGCAUCCGGCGGACUUCACUCCGGUCUGUACGACCGAGCUGGGACGGAUCGCCGUCCACCGGGAGCACUUUGAGAAGCGAAAUGUGAAAAUUCUGGCUCAUUCCGUUGAUGAUCUCAAGUGCCAUGUCGACUGGGUCAAUGAUAUUAAAUCGUAUUGUCCGGAUAUCAUUGGGAACUUUCCCUAUCCGAUCGUUGCGGAUCCGACGCGUGACCUAGCGGUGAAGUUUGGAAUGUUGGACGACAAGGACAAGGACGACCCGGAGUUGGCACAAACCGUGCGGGCGUUGUUUAUUAUUAGCCCCGAUCAUCGCGUUCGUUUGACGAUGCACUAUCCCACAUCCACUGGCAGGAACGUUGACGAGAUUCUGCGAGUCAUCGAUUCACUGCAGUUGACCGAUCGUCUGAAAGUGAUUGCCACGCCUGCCAAUUGGACGCCUGGCACCAAGGUGAUGAUCCUCCCGAGCGUCUCCGAGGCGGAAGCUGAUAAGCUGUUUCCCACCAUCGAACGCAUUUCGAUGCCUUCUGGUAAUGUGUACGUGCGCACUACCACCGACUACGAGUAGAUAUGAGAUAGCGAGCUUGGCGGCAAACCAGUUGGCAGAUCACGUGUCGGCGAAUCCAGGAAAGGAGUUGAUUAUUGAUUGUAUUUUAUUCGUAUUUAUUCCGCUCACAGUUUCGAUAAGCAGUGAAUUAUAAUUAAUUAAAAUAUUUUAUUUCGAGUACUAUAUAUAUUCUACAUUGCUCCGACAAAUUCCAAGCAAGGAAUCGGAUUCCAGCAAAAACCGACUUUGGUUACAAUGGUUGUCUCACGGCACGAUUUCAUGCGGUUUCAUGUAGGUAGGAAGGUAGCUUGCCAAGGCUACUAGGAAGCACAGAUCUACCGAGGAAGGGUGAACUGGUUUGCCGGUUGAUUGCUCAUGUGAAGCGUUUAUGAUGAAGCCGGUUAAUAAGUCAAUGUCAGUUUUAUUUUGGUCUCUUGAAUCUAUAAUGUAUGGGUUGAUAUGUUGAUAAACUACGCGCUAUACCGAGUGAAAUGGGUGUUCUCUGCUCUACGAUGGUAUUGUUCCACUGAGCAGUUGGUAUCUUUGACAUACAUCACUACAAAUCAAGAAAUAAGUGCGCUAAAUGAUUCUAAUAUGUUGGUCAUUUGGAAUAAAUGCCAUUUUGCGUAAUGGACAUUUGGCAGAAAUGUGGAAAAACUUUACUUAUACCUAUACACAGAUAUUUUACCAUCUGGGCUGUACUUCAACGGAAUAUAAAGAACACAGCUCAUAAUAAAACGAA